Messenger RNA from Didymodactylos carnosus, 447 nucleotides. NCBI's taxonomy places the organism in Eukaryota, Metazoa, Rotifera, Eurotatoria, Philodinida, Philodinidae. The record is from the annotation of a GenBank genome assembly.
GCAGAAACAAUGAGAGGUUCGUUUAUUGUGGCGCUCCCGUUAGCAUCCACUCUGACCGACCUACAACUAACUAUCAUACUCAUUGUGCCAGAACAAAAAACGAUCAAAGUAGAUCUUAAAUCGUGUCUGUCUCCUGCACAAAAAAGAUUGUUACAAAACAAAACAACCAUCACGAUCACUCGUUGUCAAUUACCACUCAUUCCUGCCUAUGUAUUGACAACGCAUAAGUGUCAAGGCAAAGCAUUAGAAUCUGGUGUGAUCGAUAUUGUACCUCCGCCUUAUACGAAGCAUGAUCUUGCUCAAACCUACGUACACAUAUCACGCUUUACGAGUUUAGAAGCGAUGGCUAUUCUCAGACCGUUUCCUCGUUCUAUUUUGAAUCAAAAACCUCAUCCUGACAUGAAAGCCGAAUUGCGGCGAUUGCAGUCAAUCGAUUCAACUGAUUGA